Messenger RNA from Tachysurus fulvidraco (yellow catfish), 842 nucleotides. Its product is annotated as probable Xaa-Pro aminopeptidase MGG_05684. The record is from RefSeq and is a predicted model, not a curated record. Lineage: Eukaryota; Metazoa; Chordata; Actinopteri; Siluriformes; Bagridae. Bases 117 to 716 code for a protein of 199 amino acids. Gene Ontology annotation, molecular function: peptidase activity. The transcript is spliced from 3 exons.
GGUUGAGGGCCUUGCUGGGCCUUGAACUCCGAUCCUCCGAUCAACAACCCAGAGCAAAUAGUGGAUAGUAUAUAGAGCUAUAUAGUGGAUACAAACCAACCAUCCAAGACGGAGACAUGUGUCUGUUCGAUAUGGGUGGAGAAUAUUACUGCUACUCCUCCGACAUCACCUGCUCCUUCCCAGCCAAUGGCAAGUUUACUCCUGACCAGAAAGCUGUUUAUGAAGCUGUUCUGAAGUCCUCCCGCACCGUCAUGGCCGCCAUCAAACCAGGUGUGAAAUGGACCGACAUGCACCGCCUGGCUGACAGGGUUCACCUGGAGGAGCUGGUGAAGAUCGGCAUCCUGCACGGGAACGUGGACGACAUGCUGAAGGUCCACCUGGGUUCUGUGUCCAUGCCACUUGGACCACGUGGAGCUGCUCACCUUCGUCCCGCGCACCGUCCAGGAGAUCGAAGACUUCAUGGCAGACAGGAGCGAGAAAUCCUUCAGCAGCCUGAAAGAUUAAAGCGUCAUUACCAUCUUCUGCAGAAAUAUUCACAGUGCAGAUUAUUUACUCUGUUCGAUUCUCUAAAAGCAAUGCAUGUGUCUGCUUCUCGAAUCACGAGCUCUGGGAUUUUUAAACAGAUAAAUCAGUCAUUAACCUACAAUAAAGUGCCAGAGCAACUUACUUUGUACAAUUUUUCCGUACGAAGACGAUUCACCGAUGAUGAAGUUUAAACCAGUUUAUAUCCAUAAAAUAUCACAUGUACCUUCCUCAGAAGUGACAGUUACUAAUCAGUGUUGUACUGCAUGUCUAACCUCAGUUAUCGCAUGAAAUGAAUAAAGAUUUUUUUAGCAUCUUCA